Molecule: messenger RNA, 2076 nt
Organism: Sclerotinia sclerotiorum 1980 UF-70
Lineage: Eukaryota; Fungi; Ascomycota; Leotiomycetes; Helotiales; Sclerotiniaceae
Exons: 2
Coding region: 1-2076 (691 amino acids)
Biological process (GO): carotene catabolic process
Molecular function (GO): carotenoid dioxygenase activity
Source: RefSeq, a predicted model, not a curated record
AUGCUUUGGAACGCCAGUUUGAUGGGCCAUGUAGGUAGGUAUUUCCAAAGCAAGGAAAUCUUGGUCUAUUUCCGCACAGCCGUCGACCUUUCCUACAGUACUUUCCUUACCUUCGCUCGUCUGUUCAUGACGUUCGCCAAUGAGAAAAAGGGAGGGUUCAGGAAACAACACCCAUAUCUCCAUGGGAACUUCGCACCCAUACAUCGCACACAACCCUUGACGGCUUGUACCUAUACUGGUAUCAUUCCAAAGGAGCUUGCGGGCGGAGAGUAUGUACGCAAUGGAGGAAAUCCAGUGACAAAUGGAGACUUGGGUAGAGAUGCACAUUGGUUUGACGGAGAUGGGAUGCUCAGUGGUGUAGCAUUUCGAAGAGGGAAAAAUGGAGGAAUUCAUCCGCAUUUCGUCAAUCAAUAUAUUCUUACUGAUGCUUAUCUCUCGAGCAUCUCAACACCAUCUCUCCGUGCGCCUAUACUUCCAAGCAUAGCCACACUCGUCAAUCCUGCUUCAACUCUUCUCACCAUUAUCCUGCGAAUAUUCCGAACCAUAUUUCUCAUCAUCCUCUCUAAUCUUCCUGGAUCUGCAAAGGCAAUCAGAAAAAUAAGUGUAGCCAAUACCAGUAUCCUAUAUCAUGAUGGCAGAGCUUUGGCAACAUGUGAGAGUGGGCCACCGAUGCGCAUUUCGUUACCCGGUCUAGAAACUGUCGGCUGGUACAAUGGUGUUCAAGCAGAAGGAGAGCCAGUUACGGAAUUGGAGCCUAGCGAAGUUUUUGGCGGAAGUGGACUCAUCGGAUUUAUGAAAGAAUGGACGACGGCACAUCCUCGAAUUGAUCCUGUCACGAACGAACUUAUACUUUUUCAUUCUACAUUUGUUGCACCUUUUGUACAUUAUUCUAUUAUACCCAGCACACAGCAUAAUUUUUUACCUAGUAAAUCUCCCCGACUCGUCAAUGCAGCCGUACCCGGGGUGAAAUCCGCAAAGAUGAUGCAUGAUUUUGGAGUGUCCCUUAGUCAUACCAUAAUCAUGGAUCUCCCUCUUUCACUUGAUCCUCUAAAUCUUGCCCGCAACGAACCUGUGGUCUCUUAUGAUCCUGCGGGAAGAUCCAGAUUUGGUGUUUUCCCCAGAUGGAAACCAGAAGACACUCAGUGGUUUGAAACGAAUGCCUGCUGCAUCUUUCACACGGCGAAUACCUGGGACGAAACAGUCUACAAUACAUUUACCAGAGAAGAUGAAACAAUAUCAGUAAACAUGCUAGCAUGCCGAUUGACAAGUGCUUCACUAGUCUUUAGCGCAGGUGAUGUUGCAGCACCUAUUCCGAAAGCCAACCCUAUCACAAACCCGGUGGAAGAAGAACAAUGCCGAUUGUAUUACUAUCGGUUUUCAUUUACUCAAGCGGGGAACUUUAUAAGCCACCAAUUCGCUCUCUCGUCAAUACCAUUCGAAUUUCCAUCCUUACGAGAUUCGAUGGCGAUGAGGGAAGCUCAAUACAUUUAUGGUUGCUCAGUAUCAGACAGCACAUUUGGAGCUGCUCUAGGUCGUGCUGUGAAAAUCGACUCACUUGUCAAAGUAGACGUCCUCGCUCUGAUCUCGCGUGGAAAAGAGACCAAUCAGAUCCCCAUCACAGGUUGUGUCGACAGACGGACAGUCGCGGAAGUUCUGGCCUCGAACGACCCUUGUGACCCUAUCAAGAUCUUUAAACUCCCCGGAGGUUUCUAUGCCCAGGAAUCCAGGUUUGUACCACGAGAAAAUGGAAAAACGGAGGAUGAUGGCUGGCUACUUUCUUAUGUCUUUGAUGAAGCACAACUUGAUGAAUAUGGUGUUGCAGGUUCUCAAGCAAAAAGUGAACUCUGGGUUAUCGAUGCAAGAGAUAUGAAAACUAUUGUUUGCAAAAUACAGCUUCCGCAGCGAGUCCCAUAUGGGUUGCAUGGCGCUUGGUUCGGUGAGAAGGAGAUUGAAGAUCAACGACCGGUAGAAACUAUCCGACACCUUCCCUUAAGAAAGGAGAAGACCGUCGGUGAGGGCAUAUGGAUGCAUUCAUGGAUGAUGGUGCGGAAAUGGCUUUUGGAGAAACUUGGUUAA